This is a messenger RNA of Pundamilia nyererei, 712 nucleotides long. It is a transcript of the gene rab32b, whose product is annotated as RAB32b, member RAS oncogene family. Gene Ontology annotation, cellular component: Golgi apparatus; trans-Golgi network; late endosome. NCBI's taxonomy places the organism in Eukaryota, Metazoa, Chordata, Actinopteri, Cichliformes, Cichlidae. The coding region runs from base 56 to 712 and encodes 218 amino acids. Gene Ontology annotation, molecular function: GTP binding; GTPase activity. Gene Ontology annotation, biological process: phagosome-lysosome fusion; endosome to lysosome transport. The transcript is spliced from 3 exons. The record is from RefSeq and is a predicted model, not a curated record.
AUUAUUAGGAAAAUAUUUUAUCUGUCUCGAUGCCUGUCAGCUCGUGGACCGCAGCAUGGGAAGGAUUUCGGUGACAUUAUCUACAGAGAAGCUUUUUAAAGUUUUAGUCAUUGGGGAUCUGGGGGUUGGGAAAAGCAGCAUUGUCAUGCGUUAUGUUAAUAAACGCUUUGAUGAAACAUACAAAGCAUCCAUUGGAGUUGACUUUGCCCUAAAGACAAUUGAAUGGGAUCCCAAGACAGUGGUGAGACUACAGCUUUGGGAUAUUGGAGGCCAAGAGAGGUUUAAGAACAUGUCCCGAGUGUACUACAAAGAGGCGAUGGGAGCAGUAGUGGUCUUUGACAUUACAAACAGCUGCACCCUGGAGGCUGCCUCUGAGUGGAAGCAAGACCUGGAUACCAAAGUGCGUCUUGACAGUGGCCAACCGAUCCCUGCUGUCCUGCUGGCCAACAAAUGCGACCUGACGGGGAGGGAUGGAGCCUUGGUGUCCUCUCUGGACAGCUUUUGUAAAGACAACAGCUUCCUGGGCUGGUUUGAGACUUCUGCUAAGGAAGAUAUAAAUAUUGAAGAGGCAGGUGCCUUCCUUGUCAAACAAAUAAUGCUGUGUGACACCAGCCUGUCCGCUGAAGAGCACCACUGGGAUAGGAUCAAAGUGAACCAGACUCCCACGGAGAGUCAGAGUCAGUCACUGUGCUGCGGGAGAUCACUGUUCUGA